Messenger RNA from Fonsecaea multimorphosa CBS 102226, 1842 nucleotides. RefSeq lists its product as uncharacterized. Bases 1 to 1842 code for a protein of 613 amino acids. NCBI's taxonomy places the organism in Eukaryota, Fungi, Ascomycota, Eurotiomycetes, Chaetothyriales, Herpotrichiellaceae. The record is from RefSeq and is a predicted model, not a curated record. Gene Ontology annotation, cellular component: nucleus; SWI/SNF complex. Gene Ontology annotation, biological process: regulation of transcription by RNA polymerase II. The transcript has a single exon.
AUGUCGCGAUCCUUCCUGACAAGGCUGCUUUUGCGACCAUCUCCCACAUCGACCAACGCUACACCGAACCCAUUGCCAGGCUCUACCCCGAAGACCUCGAGUCACAUUGUGGGGCGCGACUCCAUUACCCCUCCUCUUCUCUCCGCAACCGAUCGAGACGACGACGACGACGACAAGAUGAAUCCGCAGAUGCCAAAUUACAGACAAUUUGCCCAGGCGCAAGGAAGAUCCCCAGCGGCACGUAGGCCAGGUGAGUGCGACUCGAGCACCAGGACAUUUGCAAACCCAUAUAUUGGUGGAGGUCCCAAGAGUCCCUUUAAGCAAAUGGAAAUACAUGACGAGCGACACCUUAAGACGCUCCAACCCAAAUACCAUCGUCUGGUGGACACUGGACAGAUGCCCCUAUCAUCUGCUUCUCUCCUCCAAUGUCAAGAGAUCCUUCACUCACAAGACCUAGGUCAGAUGCCCCCUGUCCAACAUGCUGCUCAGCAAGCGCAAGCUCAGAUGAUGCAACAACAAGCCCAACAGCGCAAUGCCGCGAUCGAACACCAAUUAGCUCAGCGACGUGUGCGAAAACCUACCGAUCGAAAUAUGCCAGACGGGUUGGAAGAGGUGGUGAUUGGGGAUGGCGUCGAGCAAUAUAAGAAACUGCGCGAGGCAGAGAAACGAUUAGACCAUCUCAUGGCGCGGAAGAGGUUGGAAAUCCACGACAACUUCAGCAAAAACGUCAAAAGGCAGAAGACGAUGCGGAUAACGAUAUCCAACACAGUGUCAGGCUUUCCCUGGCAGAUGAACCCGGAUGAUGAAGGCUUCACAUUCGACGUGGGCAGCGAGCCUACCUAUCGAGUCAAGAUACAAGGGAGAUUGCUGGAAUAUGACGACGAUGACAUCUUAAACAGUGACGACGAAGAUCAAGAGAUGGGAGACCAAGACAAACCAGCCAGGGAAAAGAAAAUUAUGGCUCCCUCGAAAAAAUUCACUCACUUCUUCAAGGGGAUGACGGUCGAGUUUGACGAGCCGAAAGGCAGCCUCGGCGAUUCUAAUCAGACGGUAACGUGGAAGAAAGGCCAAAACAGUAAUCAGGCUGGCGACUUUGACACCAUUGAAUUUGAGCGCAAAGCCCAAGAAAAUGUCAACAUUACAAUCUGCCUGACGCGCGACGAACAACCCGAACGAUUUCGCGUCUCCAAGGCUCUGGCUGAAACCCUGGACAUGGAAGAAGCCGACCGUGCCGAAGUCGUCAUGGGCAUUUGGGAGUAUGUGCGCGCCAUGGGGCUGCAAGAAGAUGAAGAACGUCGGAGCAUCCAGUGUGACGAUGCAUUGAAACGCAUCUUCGAUACGGAAACGUUCUUUUUCCCUCAAGCCGCUGAACGCCUCGUCCCCCAUUUACACCCUUUGCCUCCUGUGCGAUUACCAUACACCAUCCGAGUGGAUGAAGAUUUCCAUAAAAACCCUGAACCCACGGUUUAUGAUGUGCAAGUCACAGUUGAAGAUCCUCUCCGGCCCUUGAUCUUCAAGCUCACUCAAAAUCCCGAACACCAGUCUACGCUCCGCUCCAUUGCCAAAUUGGACGACGAACUCGCCAUAGUGGUACAAGCUUUACAUCAUCACAAGGCAAGGCACCAGUUCUUCACGAGCAUGGCCAAAGAUCCGCAGAAGUUCAUCGAGAGGUGGCUAAGCAGUCAGAAGAAGGAUCUCAGUGUGAUACUUGCCGAGCAAGAGCGGGGGGAUGUUGCGGGCAUGGAGUUCUCGAAAGGUGGAGAGGACAGUGUGUGGGGUGGCGAGGUUGUUAGGGAGGCUGUGAGGUAUAGACUCGCCAGAGCAGAAGCCACAGGUCGGUAG